UUUCUGCAACGUGAUGGAGUUGUCUCUUUUGCUGAUAGUUCCAAACUUCUCUCUGAUACAUAUUUCCACUGACGCUGAGUUUUGGUGUGAUUCUAUUGGCGUAGGGAAGGUGAAAGUAAACUUGAGGGGAACAUGGUUGCUUUCAUGCAAAUACAAGGGACAACACAAAAAGAGGAACCGAUGUAAAAUGAGAAACAAGACAUUGUUCAACCAAUUGUGAGAGUUGAUUCACACCGAGACAAGAUUGGCAAAACGGACUACUGUAGUUCCCGAAAUAUAUGAUUAUUGAUAAAGAUUUCUGAACUAGAUGAGAGCGGUCGGUUUGACUCUURUUCCACUGAAAACUAUUGAACGACUUCUGAUCUCAUCGAAAACAUCGUCGGAAUCGGUAAAGAGGCAGGCGUUUGUAAGUUUUGAGAUAAAGAUACAGUAGUCUCGUUUACGUGGACGAAGAAAUUCAUCUCAGGGUAUUCCGGAAGCAGCUGAAUAGAACGCAGACAGACUAGAGAUGGGUGACUGGAAUCUCAGCAUUGGGACUUUGAGUGAAGGAGCUCAGAGCAGGUUAGCUGACAUGCUGGAUAAUGCCAAAUGUGGAUGGAGACAACUUGCCAAAGUUGUCACUGAGGAACCUCGAUUCCGCUGCAGUGAGAAUGAGAUGACCAGCUGUUCGCUCCAGGUGCUCAGCCCGACAGGCAGCCCCAGCCGCUACCUCCUAGAGAGGCUGUCUGAGCGCUCCUGCACCCUGGGCUUCCUGCUGCACUGCCUGAAGAAGAUGGAGCACCAUGAAGCUGCGCAGUACCUCACUGCUAACGUGAUGGAGCGGUUUCAGAUCACAGUGCAGCCCCAGGCCCAGCAUGCUACAGAGGGAGGCAGGGUUGUGCUGGUCUGUAAGGCUAUUGGUCCUGCUGCUAUGGGCUACCAGUGGUUCAAAGGCAAAGAAGAGGUGCUGGGUGGAAGUGGUCCAGAGCUGCUCCUUUGCCCUUUAACCCCAACCCACCAGGGACACUACAUCUGCCGGGUCAACCAUGGAGAGAACUUCGUCUUCUCCCAGUGGGCACAUGUCCGCAUUGUCAGGUCAGCUGGCUCCAGCACAGGUGUCAGUAGCAGCUUCUUCCCUCCCUCAGUGAGUGGAGUGCGUAUUGUCCGUCAGCCCCGGCCCCAGGUAGUAGCUGAGGGGGACUCCUUGUGUCUGGACUGCUUUGCUGAGGCCAACCCUCCUCCUCAGUACCAGUGGUACCACAAUAAACAACUAAUGCCAACAGGCAAGAUAAGCACCCUGAGGAUACUGUGUGUGACCACAGCAGAUCGAGGAAUGUACAGCUGCAGGGUGUUCAACCUAUACCAUGAGGUGUGGAGCGACCAGGUCCAUGUCAAAAUAGACCCUGGUUCCUCCAUUGAUGCCUCCUGGGGAGAAAUAGACGCUGCUGCCACACCUAGCCCUGCCAGGCAGAUAAGUAAAUUAUAUGCCACGGACAAAGUGGCUCUUCUGAUGGGCAACAUGAACUACCUGCACCACAGGCCUCUGCGAGCGCCCAUGGCUGACGUGCACGAGAUGACCAACCUGCUGCGUCAGCUGGACUUCAAGGUGGUUUCUCUGCUGGACCUCAACUGGCAGGAGAUGCACAGCGCUGUAACUGAGUUCCUACUGCUGCUCGACCGCGGCGUCUAUGGGCUUCUGUACUUUGCGGGUCAUGGUUAUGAGAACUAUGGGAACAGUUUCAUGGUGCCCAUUGAUGCCCCGGCUUCUUAUACCUCAGAGAACUGCCUGUGGGUGCAGGAUGUGCUACAGCGGAUGCAGGAGCGAGAGACGAGCCUCAAUGUAUUUCUAUUGGACAUGUGUCGCAAAAGAAACUUGAACGACGGCGUCCCUCCACAGCCAGGGCAACUGAAAGUGACCGCAAACAUAGUGUUUGGUUAUGCCACGUGUGUGGAUGCAGAGGCCUUUGAGGUGAAUAAAGACGACCUGUCCAAUGGAAUCUUCAUCAAUUUCCUCAAACAGAGAGUCAUGGACGACGAGAAGGUCACUGUCAUGCUGGACAGGGUGGCCGAAGACAUGGGUCGGUGUGAGAUCACACGAGGGCGGCAGGCUCUAGAGUUACGCAGUAAUCUUUCUGAGCGACGUGCACUCACUGACCGCAUCCAGAGCUCCGGCUGCCCAGAGACUACCUCGGCACGCAACCUGCAGUGGGCCAUAGCACAUGUUCUUCCAAAGAGCCGUAACCUGCAGUUUGACUGUGGCGUGACGGUGCAGCUGGGCUUCGCAGCAGAAUUCUCCAACGUCAUGAUCAUCUACACCCGAAUAUUGGAGAACCCCAAGGAAAUUGCGUCCUGCUCGGCCCAUCUCACAGACUUCACUGAGGAUUUGGAUAUGGAUCUGAAGAUGAGUAAUCAGGAGAACCUCCUAGAUGCAGGGAGUUUACUGCCAAUGGAGAUUCUCCUGCCUGCAGAGCUUCCAGGCCUCUACACCCGCCUGAAGGGACUGCAGAGACUUAAGAAGGAGUUGACAUUCACUGUGUGCCUUCAGUAUAAGUAUACAAACUUGGAUGAGGAGGUCCAUGAGAGGCAAACUGUCACUGUGGGCAAACCACUGGUAUCCAAACUCAAUCUCCACGAACCUCGGCUUCCCCGCUCCUACUCGGCCUCCUCCUCAUUCGACCUUCACUCCUUCAGCCAUUCCUCCUCCUUCCCAGAGGGCUUUGGGCCAAGCUUCCCUACCUCAGAGACUUCCUCCAUUGGCUCAGCCUCCACCACCUGGUCAUAUUACUCACAGCCAGGAGUGUCUGCCACCCCAUCUUCCCCCGGGAAGUUAAAUCUCCCUGUGGAGGAUGACAGUCCAGAGUUGUUUGAUUCUGACACCCCUCAGCCUCUCACCACAAGCAAAAGCCUGCCUCAUGGUCAAGUAGAGGACCUCACAUAUCGGUUCAGUAACAUGCACAACUUCCAUUCAUGUUAGUCAUGUCAAUUUGCAGUGUUGUAAGCCGUGCAACCCAUUGUGUUUUGUCUACAGACGUACACAUUAACUUAUAGUGCAACUUACUUAACAACAAAUUGAUCCCAUGACCUGCAUUGUUUAUAUGUUAAAGAAUAUGUAGAGAAUACUUGAUGUAAUCAAUUUUUUUUAGCUCAUGUAAUGGUUGUUUGUCUUAAUGUUAUGAAAAUAUAGUGCCUUAAAGCAUAACCAUUUGGGCAUGCUGUUAAUACAUUUCUUUCACAUGGUGGAUUUAACUUUUUUUUAAACAGACAUAAAUAACUUAUAAAAAUGUGUUUGAACAUUUUGAUUCUGGCCCCUCAAAUAUUGUACGCAAAAGACAACUCAUUUAGGCUGGGAUAUGUUUAUUAUCCUGUCAGAGCCUUUAUAUCCAGGCCUUUGCAGUGUAAGGGAUGUCAAAUGUUUGGACAUGUAAAAAGUGUCUGCAGACGGAAGGAGCCGAGAUGUGGAACGUGUGGGGGGAAAUCCGUUUGAUAGAGACUAUAUAGCAGAAGAGAAUUGCAAAGGAAUAAAGUGUUGUAACUGUG
Salvelinus sp. IW2-2015 is the source of this 3516-nucleotide messenger RNA. It is a transcript of the gene malt2, whose product is annotated as MALT paracaspase 2. NCBI's taxonomy places the organism in Eukaryota, Metazoa, Chordata, Actinopteri, Salmoniformes, Salmonidae. Gene Ontology annotation, biological process: proteolysis. The record is from RefSeq and is a predicted model, not a curated record. Gene Ontology annotation, molecular function: cysteine-type endopeptidase activity.